GCUCCGCACUGCCAGUCCGAGCGGCGCAGCCACCCGCGCGCGCGCUUGCUCCCCCGCGCCCGGAGCCUCAGUCCGCGGCGCGGCUCCCGGGGUCUGCGGGCCACGCGGGUGCUCCGAGGCGCGACGCGCGAGCGGAGCCGGCGGCUCUAGACGCCGAGCGCCGGCCAGGCAGCUGCGCGCCCGGGCGCCGGGCUGGGAUGCGGACAGCCGCUGGGCGCCGGCGAGCCGAGCUGGCGGAUUGCAGCAGCAAAGCAAAGAUGUCACAGUGGAUCCUUUGCCUCUGGGACCCAUGAAGGUGAGAAUAAGACCUCUGGCGGGUUGGAUCUAGCCUAAGACUAGAAGGCAGCCAUGGAUCUGGCGUCUGAACUCAAUGAGACCCAACCUUGGCUGACCUCUCCGUUUGACCUCAAUGGCUCCGUCGGGGCAGCCAACAUUUCAAACCAGACAGAGCCGUACUACGACCUGGCCAGCAACGUCGUCCUCACCUUCAUCUACUUCGUGGUCUGCAUCAUUGGGCUGUGUGGCAACACGCUGGUCAUUUACGUCAUCCUCCGCUAUGCCAAGAUGAAGACCAUCACCAACAUCUACAUCCUCAACCUGGCCAUCGCAGACGAACUCUUCAUGCUGGGCCUGCCCUUCCUGGCCAUGCAGGUGGCUCUGGUCCACUGGCCCUUCGGCAAGGCCAUCUGCCGGGUGGUCAUGACCGUGGAUGGCAUCAAUCAGUUCACCAGCAUCUUCUGCCUGACGGUCAUGAGCAUCGACCGCUACCUGGCUGUGGUCCACCCCAUCAAGUCGGCCAAGUGGAGGAGACCCCGGACAGCCAAGAUGAUCAACGUGGCUGUGUGGGGCGUCUCUCUGCUGGUCAUCUUGCCGAUCAUGAUAUACGCUGGCCUUCGGAGCAACCAGUGGGGGAGAAGCAGCUGCACCAUCAACUGGCCGGGUGAAUCUGGGGCCUGGUACACGGGGUUCAUCAUCUACGCCUUCAUCCUGGGGUUCCUGGUGCCCCUGACCAUCAUCUGUCUCUGCUACUUGUUCAUCAUCAUCAAGGUGAAGUCCUCCGGCAUCCGAGUGGGUUCCUCCAAGAGGAAGAAGUCUGAGAAGAAGGUCACCCGCAUGGUGUCCAUCGUGGUGGCCGUCUUCAUCUUCUGCUGGCUCCCCUUCUACAUCUUCAACGUCUCCUCGGUCUCUGUGGCCAUCAGUCCCACCCCAGCCCUCAAAGGCAUGUUUGACUUCGUGGUGGUCCUCACCUACGCCAACAGCUGUGCCAACCCUAUCCUCUAUGCCUUCUUGUCCGACAACUUCAAGAAGAGCUUCCAGAAUGUCCUCUGCUUGAUCAAGGUGAGCGGCGCAGACGACGGGGAGAGAAGCGAUAGUAAGCAGGACAAAUCCCGGCUGAAUGAGACCACAGAGACCCAGCGGACCCUCCUCAACGGGGACCUCCAGACCAGCAUCUGAACUGCCUGGAAACCCAUCACUCAGGCGCCAAGCUCUGCCAAAGGGCCGUGCGCUCCCCAGCCCCAGCCCCCUGCUUCCUCCCACCCAUCACUUCUAGAAUGGGGAUCUGCUCAGCAGGAGUCCAAUGCAGAGAACAGGGUUUGACUUGGCUUGCAGGAGUGAUGUAUGAAACUGAUUAUGCCCCCCUUAAAGGGAACAUUUAGACGCGGGCAGACAAUUCUGAGUCUGGAGAAGAGGAGAUCAGGCCUGGGUGAGACCUUUAGAAACAACUGAAAUGCAACAAAAACAGAAAACUCUGCGUGUUUGUGUGUUUAAAACCCCGUACGUAAUCUUGUGGUCUUACAUUUAUACUUGCGUAUCCUUAUCUAGUCCCUGUAUAGCCAUGACCUAGGUGUGUUUCCUGAGUUCAAAGAGACAAGGAGCAAGUUCAAAUGUGCAUAGUAUAGAGGGAUGUUUAUUCCAAUAUGGUACCCGCAGAAAUGGACUUACCAUGAAGCCAAUAAAGUUUAAGCUUCAGGGGUCUCUCUUGCUUGGGUGGUGUGCUCACAUGGUCAUAUGCUUUUGUAAAAAAAAAAAGAAUGAAAGAAAGAAAAAUAUGUAAAAGUAAGAUAUUUUUGUAUUUUUUUUCUUAAAAAGGUCUUCUUAAAUUGUAUAAGCUUCCAGCCUCA
Molecule: messenger RNA, 2123 nt
Organism: Cervus elaphus (red deer)
Lineage: Eukaryota; Metazoa; Chordata; Mammalia; Artiodactyla; Cervidae
Gene: SSTR2
Product: somatostatin receptor 2
Exons: 2
Coding region: 349-1455 (368 amino acids)
Biological process (GO): cellular response to estradiol stimulus; cellular response to glucocorticoid stimulus; neuropeptide signaling pathway
Cellular component (GO): membrane; neuron projection
Molecular function (GO): somatostatin receptor activity; neuropeptide binding
Source: RefSeq, a predicted model, not a curated record